UAAUGUGUAGAAUGGAAACCCUAUCGGCCCUCGGACCCAGCGUAAGAGAAAUCACUUUGCACCGUGGAGCGGUGGGCGAGCCCUCUGUGGAAGGACCGCGAACCGGACCGCGCAGGUAACGCAUCUGUGACACUUUCUUAAAGAGACAGCGGGUUCACCUGGUCAGAUCUGAAAUGCGGCUUUCAGAGUCUGAGGGCGAGCAAGAGAAGCUCCAGUCAGAUGGGGAGUCAGAGAGCGCGAGCAGCCACACCAACCUGGACGAGGACUACGUCCCCAGGGGUCUGGGCCCCGGAUCAGGAAAGAAAGCCUUCACUUUUGAGGACAGUUCCGGUGACGAGUGGAAUUGUAGCCCUGCAAGGAGAAGAGCUUCAAGGAGGCAAUGUCGCUCCGCGUACGCCUCUCAACUGUCCUCGCCCCUGAAAUCUGCAUCCAAGACGUGGGGGGAGAAGGUCAACAACAAAACUACCCCCAAAAAAGGCUCCUCCUCCAGCAGCCCCCGCAAGAGACUCUUCAGCCCGUGCAGGACCACUCGAAGCAAGAAGCGGCAGAGGCAAGAUACAGGGCCAGGCAAAGAUGGAGAGGAUGAUGAAGACCGCUGGCGAAACAUCGAUGAGGAAGACACUGAGCCAGUUCAGCCACGCUUCCGUCCACAGAGGGACGUGGGUCCUCAGCUGAACAGAACAGCACACUACACACCGCUGGAGCUGUUUCAGCUAUUCUUCACCACUACGGUAAUUGAUACGCUGGUAAAAAACACUAAUACAUAUGGAGCAAAGAAAUGCCAAGGCCAGAGGGAAGGCUGGGUGCCUGUUACAGCUGCGGAUAUGUACUCUUACAUCUCCCUCGUCCUCUACAUGGGCAUUGUCCCACUAAAAACUCUAAAAGAGUUCUGGAGAGGAUCCACUCUGUUCAGUCUGCCAUUUCCUGCUUCCGUCAUGCCUUGCAGACGCUUCCUAGCCAUAUCCCGCAGCCUGCAUAUGAACGAUCCGGCCAAGGAGGCCGCCAACGACCAAAAGAAGGGGACACAGGGCUUUGACAAGCUGUUUAAGAUAAGGCCCCUGUAUGACCAGAUUCUGGAGGCCUGUCACAGCCACUUUCACCCACACCAGCACAUAUCCAUCGAUGAACGAAUGGUGGCGAGCAAAGCCAGGUUUGGCUUUAAGCAGUACAGCAGAAAUAAGCCGACAAAAUGGGGGUUUAAGCUCUAUGUCUUGGCAGACUCAAGAUGUGGCUACACCCUAAACUUUUUUGUCUAUGUGGGGAAAGAUGGGGAACCCACGGGGAAGGGGAUAAGCUACGACGCCGUGAUGAGACUGCUCAACAUCCCUUUUCUGGGCAGAGGCUACAAGCUGUACGUCGACAACUUUUACACGAGUCCGACGCUCUUCCUCGACCUUCUGACGAGGAAGAUCUGGGCCUGUGGCACCAUUCGCUCCAACGUAACCGGUUUCCCCAAGGCAAAAACCAACAACAUGCCGGAAAAAACCCCCAGAGGAACCAUAAGGUGGAUCAGAAAGGGAGCCCUGUUGUUUGUUAAGUGGUUUGACUGCCGAGAGGUGACAAUGUGCACCACCAUGCAUAAAGCUUACAGCAAUGAGAUGGUAAGCCGAAAAGUGAAGAACAAAGACGGACAGUGGAUCGUAAACCACAUGCCCAUUCCGGGCUGCGUCAAAGAUUACAACAAACACAUGGGGGGCGUCGACCUGUCAGAUGCACUAAUCGGCUACUACAAUGUCCUUCAUAAAACACAGCGGUGGUACAAAACUCUGUUUUAUCACUUUGUCGAUAUAGCAACAGUAAACUCCUUUAUCCUGCACAAAGAAAUGUGCAAAAUGCAAAAUCGGCCUGUAGGUACACAGAAAAGCUUUAGAGAAGAACUCAUUUUGUCCCUGGCUCAGAUUGGUUCUACUCCACGCAGGGCAGGCCCGCAAAACCUCAUGCUGCCUGUCUUUCCGUUCAGAAUGCCCCCCGUGCUUCCAAUGAAUGUCCAGCCUGAUGCAGUGACCGCCGCGCCGCCUUCCUCCCCGUCCAACGUGGAACUUGCCUCAGCUCCUUCCUGUCCAGAGGAAGAUGGCCAGAAGGUUUCCACCGGUGAGGCGCCUGCUGCAGAGUGCGAUGUGCCUGGUUUCGGGCACCUGCCUGCUUACUUUUUUGAAAAAAUGAGCAACGUGACCUCCAGAAAUCGGGCCACUGCUGGAAGGAGGUCAUGUGUGGUCUGCAAAAGAAAGUCACCAAUCUACUGCAGCACUUGUCACAAGACGCUUUGUUUGACAACUCUGAGAAACUGCUACAGCAAAUGGCAUAGAAGCAAUAACAUCUGUGUCUAAACGGGAGGGACAAAGCUGACUAAUGGGUACAUCUUUAGUAUCGGUUUACCUACUUGAUGCAGUUUUUGAAAAGCGUGUCUAUGUAGAGUGAGCUCAACCUCUCAGUAUUUGUAUUUCAACCACAAUACUUGAAUGGUUAUUUAGAUUUACUCCUAGCACUGUAACAUACUGUAUACUAUAUAAUACAGAUAAAAGAUAAAGAAUAGAUUAGACCCAUUUAAUCUUAGUUUAUAAAUAAACCUCUAGACAAAAGAAAUAAUCAAGUAAAUAGCCUCAUUUACAGAUUUUGUUAUGAUAGGGCUUAUAAGGGCGCUCCCUUUGGUGGUCUUUGACCUCUCACACAUGAUGCCACCUAGGGAGGAGAUGUGAGAUUAAAUGAUACAAAUCUUAUCCCGUUACCAUGUGCUAUCACAACGGCAGCAAAGUGUCAUUUAUUGUAACAGAGUGAGGUCCUUUGAAUGUUAUUCUGAGAACAGCACAUUUCUGUGUUAAUUUGCCUCGUAACUGGGAGUCAGCUUCAUAAUGAUGGUAGUGUACGCCGUUAUGCUCAUCUGCAGCCUGAUUAUGACCAAGAUGUCAUCCAUGAAACCUGAAAUUAUUUCACUGCUGCUCACUAACGUGAACUUCCUUAAUUACUUAUUACGUCAGUAUGAAACUACUGGGCUCUUGGUGCUCUUGUCCUCCACUUUUGUAUGGCAAAGUUGGUGCAGGCAUCUUUCUAGAUGUUAACAUUUUACUACAUAUGCCUACCUCAUAGGUUAAGGAUACAGCUAGUUUGCCAUCAGAUGGUGAUACAAUUAUACAUAUGGGUUUUGGCAUGCUAUGACUGAAUUCUACUGUAGUGCCUGACAACUUGAAACCCACAUAAGGCAGCUUUGUGCCACAGUACCUCAACACCCCUGGAUCAACCGUUCUCUUUAAAUGUACAUUUCCAUCUUGGAUUAAAAAGGGGUAUUUUGAGGGCACACAUUUUCUUUCUUCAAAUUUUAAGGAUUUAAAAACAUAACUUUUUAACACUGUCUUAGAUAAAAAAAAAAAAAAGUUUUGGUAAUGUGUUCAGCCAUAGCACCAGAGGUACAGUAUCAGGGUUCAUUCUAGAUAGCCUUCGGAUGCACAUGCAGUCUAAAUAGUAGCCCUGAAAAAGUAAAUGCUCUGGUAGUCUGUUUGUAGAGACUUUAUCUAUGUAACAGUAGCACAAUAACAAUAUUGUUUUACUUAAAAAACUGUACAAAUCAAAGUAGGAAACAGCUGCAUAAAAUGUUACAAGGGAGGUAUUUAGAAAAAAAAAUUGUCAAGUUCAGCCUCCGAAGCAACGCAUUCACUUAUAUUUUCUACAGAAUUUGUCAAGCCUCCAUAUUUUGACCUACUUUGAGAUCUACUUUACAACACCAGAGUUAUUUCAGUACCUAAUUAGUAUAUAGCAAAGUACAA
Molecule: messenger RNA, 3758 nt
Organism: Fundulus heteroclitus (mummichog)
Lineage: Eukaryota; Metazoa; Chordata; Actinopteri; Cyprinodontiformes; Fundulidae
Product: piggyBac transposable element-derived protein 4
Exons: 2
Coding region: 174-2327 (717 amino acids)
Source: RefSeq, a predicted model, not a curated record